UUUCCUAGCAGAGGGGCUGGAGGGGAGGAGCGGGCCGAGGAGAACGUGGGUUGAACGUCGCGCUCUGGCGUGGGAGCUCCAGUUGGAACGGGAGUUCUGAGCGACCCGGACGCGAGGAAAGGCCGGGCCGGCGGCAGGGUUCAUUGAGAAAUCCUUAGUGCUAUUGACAUGUUUCAAGGGACAUAAAUUAGCCAAUGACUCGGAAUGACGGAUUCCCCGAAGAGUGGAAAUGGUUUGCCAGUGAUUGGACCAGGGGCUGAUAUAGGGAAAUCUUCACUCCACAUGGUGGGGUACUUGGGAAAAAAUUAUGAUUCAGCUAAAGUUUUGUCAGAUGAGUAUUGCCCUGCUUGUAGGGCGAAGGGAAAGUUAAAAGCCUUAAAGACUUACCGAAUUAGUUUUCAAGAAUCUGUCUUUUUGUGUGAGGAUCUGCAGUGCAUCUAUCCUUUGGGCUCUACAUCACUUAAUAACUUAAUUUCUCCUGGUUUGGAAAAUUGUCACACUCCAAAUAAGCCUCAAAAAAGAAAGAUCUUGGAAGCCAACUGUGAAGAGUCACCUUUAGCAGUUUCCAAAAAGACUAAAAAUCUUCAAGAUAUUGACAGUGAACAGGUUUUAAACAGUAACCAUAAUGGAGGAGAAUAUGAUGGAACCUCACCAGGCUUACCUGGUUCACUGUACAAUGGACAGCAGAAUCCAGUUAGGACAGCUGAUUCCUGGGAGCAGAAUGAGGCUUUGGAAGCUGAUACUGUUGACGUGGCUCCUGAGGAAGACGCUACCAUGGUUGAUGUUUCUGGAACUGAAGGGACUCAUCCUCAAAAUGAAAGAUGUGCAUCUGAACUGGAAAAGCCACUGGAGAGCAAACAUACCUCAUUUUGCCAGACUUCAUGUGUCCAGUGGAAAAAUGCACAUGCUCUGUGUUGGUUAGACUGUAUCCUGGCAGCACUGGUGCACUUGGAAGGGCUGAAAAGCACUGUGACUGACCUGUGCUCUGAAGAGGAGUCCAUGUUCAGGCGGUUGUUUACCAGGUAUAAUCACGCCAAUGUGCUCCUGCACACCAGUCAGCUGGAUGGGGUUAAAGAUGGAGAUUGUAAAAAGCUUCCUUCAGAAAUAUUUGCAAAGAUAGAGACCUGUCUGAAUGAAGUCAGAGAUGAAAUUUUUAUUAGACUUCAACCUCAGCUUAGAUGUACAUUAGGUGAUAUGGAAAGCCCUGUGUUUGCAUUUCCCCUGCUCUUAAAAAUAGAACCCCACAUUGAACAGCUCUUCACAUACUCUUUUUCUUGGAAUUUUGAAUGUUCACACUGUGGGCACAAAUAUCAAAACAGAUGUAUGAAGAAUCUGGUCACCUUUACAAAUGUCAUCCCUGAGUGGCACCCACUUAAGGCUGCCCAUUUUGGUCCGUGUAACAAUUGCAACAAUAAGUCACAAAUAAGAAAAAUGGUAUUAGAAAAAGUCUCUCUCGUAUUCAUGUUGCACUUUGUGGAAGGCUUACCCCAUAAUGACUUGCAGCGCUAUUCAUUUCAUUCUGAAGGCUGUCUUUAUCAAGUAACCUCUGUAAUUCAGUACCAAGCAAAUAAUCAUUUUAUAACAUGGAUUUUAGAUGCUGAUGGAAGUUGGCUAGAAUGUGAUGACUUAAAAGGCCUGUGUUCUGAAAGGCAUGAGACAUUUCAGGUUCCUGCUUCGGAGAUACAUAUUGUUAUUUGGGAAAGAAAAAUAUCCCAGAUGACAGAUAAAGCAUCUGCCUGCCAUCCACUUAAAAAGACUAGUGACCAGUACACUUUCGGCGACGAGAAGCAAGCAUCUCCAGCAGCAUGUUCUGCAGGCGAAGCUGCCUCAGCUGAACCAUCCUCAGGAAUGCAUCCCAUAGAUGUGUCCAUGGUUCCUAAUACCCUCUCACAGGAUGAAGCUGUAGCUCCUGGACAUGAUUCCCUUCCAGAUCUGAAAGGUUCAGUUGACAGCAGUAUCUUACCUUUGACACUUGAAGAAGUACAGUCCAACUCUGAAGGUUUUUUAUUAGAACACAAACCUGUGGCAGAAAAUACAGGGGUUGUUGAAGCAAACACUUUGCAGUCAGAGGAGCCACUCACAGCUUUUUUAGUGGCCCCAUCCGAGGACAAGCUUACCCACAACCAGUCUAUGGAUUUAAACUUUUCAUCCCAACUGUUAACUAUGCCAUCAGUACAGGUGACUACAGAAGAUACUGUAGUUACUCAGCCUGCUGCUGACCUUACACAGCAAGUAAAGUCAGUAGACACUGAGGGUACAGUUGCCCUAGAGAGGAAUGCUUCAUUGAAACAGUUUCUUGCACCAGAAACUGAGAAGUUACAUCCAGAACAGCAUGUUACAUCUCAGGUAUCUGAUUGGAAGGAAAAAGAAACCACAGCAUUUUCUCAAACUGUAAUAGCUAAGCCGUUACAGAAUCCACCUCUGAAAGAGAAUCAUAAGAAACCAUUUGUGGGAAGUUGGGUUAAAGGCUUAUUAAGCAAGGGUGUUUCUUUUAUGCCAUCAUGUGUUUCAACUCAUAACAGAAACACUGUGACUGAUUUGCAGCCUUCAGUUAAGGGGGCAAGUAAUUUUGGUGGCUUUAAAACUAAAGGUUCGAAACAAAAGGCCAGCCAGGCCUCCAGGAAAGCUCACAGGAGGGCAGCUAAGCCGCCUCUGGUGAGGAACUCUCCUCCAAGCCAUCAGUCACCAGCCAGCACAGCUUCCCCUCCCCGUGCUGAUGGCACUGGUGAUUUGCAAGUUUUGAAGAGAUGUGAAAGCGCCUCCUGUGGAGCUCACCUCAACCACAAUUCUCAUGGAAAUGAAAAUGGUGUUUCUUCACCAAACCAUGGAGACACAGUUGAGGGUCAGAUUCAUAAACUCCGUCUAAAACUUCUUAAAAAACUUAAGGCAAAAAAGAAGAAAUUAGCCGCUCUGAUGUCUUCCCCCCAAAAUGGAACACUUCCAAGUGAACCUUCAGAACAGGUAUCCCAUUGUGGGUCUCCAAAUGACGGUGAGUCAAUAGAAGGCUUGCUGCAAGAACUGCAGCGUCAAAUUGACAUUGCCGAUAAUAAAUCAGGGUGUGCCACAGCUCCCGGUGUUUCCCCAUAUGGUGGUCAGACGCAUGAAGAAAUUCUAGCAGAAUUACUGUCCCCGACCAGUGUGGUUUCAACAGAGCUUUCAGAAAACGGGGAGGCUGACUUCAGAUAUUUAGAAAUGGGAGAUAGUCACAUCCUGGCACCAGUUCCCAAUGGAUUAAACAGUAUUCCCCACAACACACAUCUGAGGCAGGAGCAUAAUUACUGUAGCCCCACCAAGAAAAACCAGAGUGAACUUCAGCCAGAUUCACUCACAAAUAAUGCCUCUAUUAGAACAUUGAACUCGGAAAGUCCCAUGAAGACUGAUAUUUUUGAUGAGUUUUUUUCUGCUUCAGCGUUUAAUUCUUUAGCAAAUGAUGCAUUAGACUUACCUCAUUUUGAUGAAUAUUUGUUUGAGAAUUGUUGAGUGCUUUUGGCUCUUUUUAGUUUAAUAUUUAUUACCACUUUUGGAAAAAUGUACUGUAUUUCUAGGUAAUGUUUGACACACUGGCCUUGUCACGAACAAAAUGUAAGCUACUGAAGGUUUUACCUCUCCAGUAUUCUUACCUGGAGAAUCCCAUGGACAGAGGAGCCUGGCGGGCUACAGUCAUGGGGUUGCAGAGAGUCGGACAUGACCGAAGCGACUUAGCAGUAGUAGUGGCAUGCCCAUGAAACCUGUGAUCUGUUUUAUAAGUUUAAAAGAUGCUGAAUGUGUUCUCCUUUUUGGCUUCCUUUUGUGGUUUUAGGUGAAUGAGGAUUUGAAAAUGUUAAAAAUGAUAAGUAGUGUAUAGUUUCUAGCAAUUUGUACAGUUGGGUACACUAAAUUUCUACAUUUCAAAUUUUAGUUUUGUUGGUUCAGGAAAAACACUAGUUGAUACAAACUUAAGUGACUGUAUAUGGUAUGUGAACAUGUGACUGUUUUUGCUAGUGGUGCUGUGGUCUUAGAUAAGAGCCUAAGCAUGUUUCUAGUACCAGUAGAGUGGCAUAGAAUGUAAACUGCCCCCCCCCCCCCAUACAAUUUGUUGCCUCUUUCUGUCCUUAGAAAAGAUGGCAGGAAACUCCUAACUAGAAUGUUGCAUAAUGUUGUGAUCAAAAAAUGAUCUAUAAAAGGAAAAAGUAAUGUAUGUUUGUGUUGAUGUGCUAAGAGAUUAUAAAUAUCAUCUUUCUCCCCUAAGACACUUAUUUCUGUAGCCAAAGUGGAACACACCAUCUAAUAGUUAUGUUUUGGCAGAAAUAGCCAGUACAUAUAAGGCUUGCAUAUGUUGGGUUCUAUUGUAAAUGAAAUGUUAAUUCAUUUAAACCUCAACGUUCCUAUGAGCAGAGUACUCUUAACCACCUUUAACAGUUAAGGAAACGCCAUUGAGCUAGUAAGUUGUAGAGCUGGGAAUGAGUAGAGUGGUCACUACAGCAGUAAAAGGUGCAGAACUUACAUGUUCCACCUGUAGCUUCAUUUAAACUUCGGGUGCCCAAACAACACCUCCUGCUGUGUUGAUUUGAAUUAGUAGCAGAGUUACUAAGGUUUAAGGGUGGCCAUCUUGGGGAAAGAAUACUUUGCUAGGGACUUAGAACUUCAGAAUUGAUUCGUCAAAUUUACUUCCAAACCUCCCUCCCUUCCCUUUUUUCUGAUUGCAAAAGUGACACGUGUUUAUUAUAAGGAGAAACUGGGAACACACAAGAAAACACCAAGAUUUCAGAGUAUUCAUCUUAACAUUUAGUGAUAAUAACUACUGCAGACAUUUUCAUGUUUUUAUGCAUUUAUGCACCAUAAAUGCAUUUCUUAGACUUUUAAGAAAUAAAAGCUUUUGUUGUGUCUGUUUGUUAAU
This is a messenger RNA of Dama dama (fallow deer), 4876 nucleotides long. RefSeq names its product ubiquitin specific peptidase like 1 (gene USPL1). The transcript has 9 exons. Gene Ontology annotation, molecular function: SUMO binding. NCBI's taxonomy places the organism in Eukaryota, Metazoa, Chordata, Mammalia, Artiodactyla, Cervidae. Gene Ontology annotation, cellular component: Cajal body. The coding region runs from base 205 to 3480 and encodes 1091 amino acids. Gene Ontology annotation, biological process: Cajal body organization; protein desumoylation. The record is from RefSeq and is a predicted model, not a curated record.